AUGUCAGUUUGGGAAACACAGUUUAAUGUUGAUUGGAUAGAUGAGAAACCAAGAAUUUGCCAGUCUUCCCUAGAGGAUAUUCCAUCAUUGACACAGAUUUUAACUUUUUUGAAUCAUAAUCAGCCGGCUUGUUACCAUAGACUCCUUGCCUACUACGUUUAUGAAAAUCAUCAAAUUUCAGAGGAGCAAGUCGACCGAAUCAUUGAGAUAAAUUCUCUAAAUUCCCUUGUUGCUUUGAAAUGCACUAGGCCACAAAUUGCUAACUUGCUGGUGCGUCACUUAUCUUUAAAAGUCGCACUUUUGGAUGACUUGAACCAGAAGUCCAAGAUUAUUUUUAAUAGACAAUCAACUUAUCAACUAGAUCAAUUUCAGAGUUUUCUUGUACAAGAGGAAAAGCCCAUACUGGAAAUAUUGAAUAAACUAUUGGACUGUUAUCCUGAACAAUCGUGUACAAAUGGUCGGUUAAUAAUAGCAUCGUGUCUUCACCUAAUAGAUGCAAAUGACCUAACACUAAAGAGAACAGCUGUUUUAUUGCUUUCCAAGUAUUUAUCCAUGGGCCGAAAAGCUAAAGAAAACGGCCGCAUUGGUGCUAUAAAAGAAUCAAUCAAACCCUAUCUUUUUUUCCUCGAUGAAAAAUACAGCUCCAUCAAUAUUGCUGCCUACGACUUAAUGAUACAAAUUUCAGACAGAACUCAACGAAGCAAUUUAGUUGCUAGAUAUUUGAUUCCAUAUAUGAUGGCAAUAAAGGAGAGAAAUUUGGGGUUGUUAAAGGACUGCAUGACAAGAAUACUAAUACCUUUAGUUGAUUUGAUGGAAGUGUCUAUAAUUUUAAACUAUUCUUCGUUGCACGAAAAUUUGUUUCUGAAUAUCCUCUAUGACCCAUACAUAACACUAGACAUCUCUCUAUUACUGCAAACCUUGGGCUUGUGGCUCCAAAUUCUUCAUUUGAUCAGCCCUAGGAUUAAGAAAUACAAGUACGACAUUUUGAGUAUAGUUUCAAUCAUUGAACAAAAAGCAGCAGGAAACUAUCAGGUUCAAAAAAAGCUCGCAGAAAUUCUUCAGAUUUUGCGCAGCUCAACCUCUGAAGUAGAUUGGGAUCAGGAUAUCGAACUUCUUGUAACCAAAAGUGGAGGAAGGCCUUUUAUGUUAAAAUAG
This is a messenger RNA of Komagataella phaffii GS115, 1155 nucleotides long. RefSeq lists its product as hypothetical. NCBI's taxonomy places the organism in Eukaryota, Fungi, Ascomycota, Pichiomycetes, Pichiales, Pichiaceae. The transcript has a single exon. The coding region runs from base 1 to 1155 and encodes 384 amino acids. The record is from RefSeq and is a predicted model, not a curated record.